AACGUUCACACGUGACUUGCCGCUAGGUUCUUUAUAGUGGUAUUUAGUGUCUCUGUGAUACGGACGUUUAAAUUGUUAUAGCGCUUGAACGUGAUUUAUAAAGUACCUAGAGGUGUUUUUAUUGAGAUCUUCAACGUGCGCGUGAGUUGUUUUAUCACUCGAUUGUAUUAAAUAAAAGCAACGGACGUUUUGUCUUGUUACGAGUACGAUCGGACGUGUACGUGUGUUUUUGGUUAUAAUAUAAAACUUGAAUUUCUUUAUAGUAUUGUGAUUCGUUUUUAAAUCAGUGAGGAUAUAGGAAGAGUUUGGUGCAAGUGUUGUGUUCUGGUGUGCAGUGCCGAUAUUUUUGAUAUUUGGAUUAUUUUUCUUACGAGGAGAAUACUUUUUUGCAAGGUGUUCCAAGGGAUGCAAAAAGUUGCAGUGUUCCGGACUUUAGUGUCGACGCGUCGGUACAGUUGAGUGGUGAAGUGUUUGGUGCGGUGUUCGCUAAUGUUGUGAUAGUUGAUCCGUCAUGGUGCUGACAUGGCGUGCGCUAGUGCUGCUGGCCGCGCUGGGGGUGUGCGCGAGUGUACCGGAGACGUACUACCACAACCACUUCGCUGUGCGAGUGCCGGGCGGCGUCGAGCGCGUGGAUGACAUCGCGAGGCGGCACGGCUUCGUCAACCAUGGCCAGAUUGGUGCACUCAAGGACUUCUACCUACUCUCACACCAUGAAGUCCACAAGCGGUCGACGGAACCUAGUCAUGAACAUCAUCACAAGUUGAUCAACGAACCAGAGGUGAAAUGGUUCGAGCAGCAACGGGAGAAGCGAAGAGUCAAACGGGACUACAACCAAGACUCGUUACUGUCACAAAUCUCUAGAAGACUGUCGCCCCACCGAGCUCGCCAUCGAGCGAUCACAUCGUCACCUUUCUUCCCAGACCCGUUGUUUAAGGAGCAAUGGUAUUUGGUACGUAAUGGUGGUGCCAAAGAUGGUCUCGACAUGAAUGUUUCGCCAGCAUGGCAAAAGGGAUAUACGGGCAAAGGUGUUGUUGUAUCCAUACUUGACGAUGGUAUUCAAACAAACCAUCCUGACCUUGCUCAAAACUAUGAUCCGCUGGCAUCCACUGACAUAAACGGCAAUGACGAUGAUCCGAUGCCUCAAGACAAUGGUGAUAAUAAACAUGGAACACGUUGCGCGGGAGAAGUUGCUGCAGUCGCCUAUAACCAGUAUUGUGGAGUUGGAGUAGCUUAUAAUGCUAGCGUAGGUGGAGUUAGAAUGUUGGAUGGUGUUGUGAACGACGCUGUUGAAGCUAGAGCCCUGGGCCUAAACCCUGAUCAUAUUGACAUAUACAGUGCUUCGUGGGGGCCAGAGGAUGACGGAAAAACGGUUGACGGUCCUGGACCAUUAGCGAGAAGAGCAUUUAUUUAUGGAGUGACUAGUGGUAGACGUGGAAAAGGAAGCAUAUUUGUUUGGGCAUCAGGAAAUGGUGGUAGACACACUGAUUCAUGUAAUUGUGACGGAUAUACAAAUAGUAUAUUUACGUUAUCAAUAUCAAGUGCCACGCAAGGGGGUUAUAAGCCAUGGUAUUUAGAAGAGUGUUCUUCUACAUUGGCUAGCACGUACAGUUCAGGUACUCCUGGACAUGAUAAGAGCGUUGCUACUGUUGAUAUGGAUGGAAGACUAAGAGCAGAUCAUAUUUGUACAGUAGAGCACACGGGGACUUCCGCGUCUGCUCCGUUAGCAGCUGGUAUUUGUGCACUAGCACUAGAAGCUAAUCCAGAUUUAACUUGGAGAGAUAUGCAGUAUUUGGUAGUGUUAACCUCGCGACCACAGCCACUGGAAAAAGAAACUGGUUGGAUAGUAAACGGUGUAAAAAGAAAAGUCAGUCACAAAUUCGGUUAUGGUUUAAUGGAUGCUUCAGAAAUGGUUAGUUUAGCUGAACAAUGGGUAUCGGUCCCUCCUCAACAUAUUUGUAAGUCACAAGAAAUCAACGAAGAUAAGCCGAUAGAUCCUACUUAUGGUUAUACUUUAAGUGCUCAUAUGGAUGUUAACGGAUGCAGUGGAACUGUGAAUGAAGUACGUUAUUUAGAACAUGUUCAGUGUAAGAUAUCUCUAAGAUUCUUCCCUAGAGGAAACCUCCGUAUACUCCUUACUUCUCCAAUGCAAACGACAUCAUCUUUGUUAUUCGAGAGGCCUAGAGACGUCAUUAGUUCUAAUUUUGAUGAUUGGCCAUUUUUAAGCGUUCACUUUUGGGGUGAACGAGCAGAAGGCAGAUGGACUCUGCAAAUCGUCAAUGCCGGCAAUAGGCACGUUAACCAACCAGGUAUCCUCAAGAAAUGGCAAUUAAUAUUCUACGGUACUGCAACUGACCCCAUCAGAUUACGUUCUAAAAGGCCAUCACCUUUAGCGCCUCCAUUCGGUUUCCCAACAGCCGCUGACGGCUAUGAUUCUGUCGGGGAUUCUUUUUACAAUACUGACACGUUUACUAAUUACCAGAACUUUCCUACUUUAUUCGCCGCCGGAUCAGAUCCGGAGAAGGCGAUAGCCCGUCUCGAUGGACAUAAUAUCCCUUCACCGCAUGGGGAGAAUGUCCUCGCUGAUAGUAAUGAUAAGCGUGUCAUACAUGAAUGUGAUCCCGAAUGCGAUUCUCAAGGAUGCUAUGGAAGUGGACCUACUCAGUGUAUCUCCUGUAAACAUUACCGACUUGACGAUGCCUGUGUCUCUCGUUGUCCUCCAAGAAGCUAUGCGAACCAAGGGGGUGUUUGUUGGCCGUGCCACGAAUGUUGUGAAACUUGUGUUGGUCCUGGACAAGAUUCCUGUUUAACUUGUGCUCCGUCUUACUUAUUAGUAGCAGAUUUAGGUGUGUGCACACAGCAAUGCCCUGACGGGUAUUGGGAAGAUACUGAUUCGUCAGCUUGCCGACCCUGUGCGUCACACUGUUCCACAUGUUCUGAACGAGCUCACACGUGCACGUCCUGUGAACAUCACUUAGUACUUUACAAUGGAACUUGCUCAGCCUCGUGCCCUCCUUCUACUUAUGAGACUGAUGACUAUUCAUGUGGGAAGUGUCAUACAUCAUGUGAUACGUGUACUGGUCCUGACGAGAACGAGUGUGUCACGUGUCAUGCUUCCAGCUACAUAUUUGAUGGCAGUUGUGUAAGCGCGUGUCCUAGCGGGUAUUAUGCGGACAAGAAAAGAAAAGAAUGUAUGAAAUGUCCAAUCGGUUGUGCAACCUGUUUGGCUACAUUGUGUUUGUCGUGCAACUCAAACUGGGGUUUGAAUAAGAAGAACAAAUGCGUAGCCACCGGCAGCGACCAGUGUACGAUUAGAGAGUUCUUAGACGGCAGCAUCUGUACCAAUUGCCACAACGACUGUGACUCUUGCUAUGGUGAAACUGAAGCGAACUGUCUUACCUGUCCAUCGAAUUAUUUGCUACAGAAUCAUAAAUGCGUGACGGAAUGCAGCCGUGGUUACUACGCGGAAGCAGGCAGGUGUACGCGUUGCAUGCACGGCUGUGCGUCUUGCGUGUCGCGGCUCAACUGCACUUCGUGUGCUGGUUCUUUGAGGUUACAGUCUGGAGCGUGCAGGGCGGCUUGUGCUGAUGGGUACUACGCUGAUCGUGGCACAUGCACCAAAUGCUACAUCUCUUGUCGAACGUGCAUUGGACCUAGGCGUGAUCAGUGUGCGUCAUGUCCAAGUGGAUGGAAGUUGGCUGCUGGGGAGUGCCAUCCUGAGUGUCCUCAAGGUUUCUACCAAACCGAUGACGGCUGUCGUCACUGCCACCACUACUGCCGCGAGUGCAACGGCUCCGGUCCUCUACACUGCACGUCGUGUCCCCCACGGUUCAUGCUCGAUGGCGGGUUAUGUAUGGAGUGUCUCGGCUCGCAGUACUUGGACCCCAGCAAUGGAACCUGCCGCGCGUGCGAUGGGUCAUGUCGAACGUGUUCCGGACCCGGGCAAAACAGUUGCACAGGAUGUUCAAGGCCUUUGAGGCUUGAUAAGUUAAACAACCAAUGCGUGCGGUGCUGCUCGGAGUUGGGCAUAUUGGCGAACUCUACGUCCACGCCUGACUGUUGUCAUUGCAACCCCGAUACCGGAGAGUGCACGAGCUCGUCUAUAGCGGGCAAGCGACGCAACUCGGAGUCGGCCGCCCUACACACCGUCGCGAGCGAGCGCGCGCCGACCUCGUUCCUCAACCUAGUGAUUGCGGCGGCGGUCGUCGCUCUACUUGUGCUGUCUGUUAUGAUGGUUCAGCUACGCAGAUCGCGCCAAAAACCGCAAGCGCGUUCCAAAGGCGCCAUAUACUCCCCGCUCGCGUGUAACGACGAAGGCGACGUCGCGGUGCUCGGCUCGCGAACGACCUUCCUCGCGAGCGACGGCGAGCCCGAACGUAACGAGCACGAGCCGCUGCUCGAACAUUCCACAUAGCACUCUGUGAUGAUAGAGAUAAGUGAUCUUGACGUAAGCUUUACGUAACUACGUUUAACGCGUCGCGUCGUAUCCAAUUAUUAUUAAGCUGGACUUUCGUGGGUCUCGACCGAGCGCCGGUGUGAGGUGUAGAAUGCCCUUCCGGCGUCCGUGUUUUCUGACACGCCUAGCCUAAAUACCUUUGAGGCAAGAGUGAAUAGGCAUCUUGUCAAGCGCGCUCUAACCUUGCUUUUUUUUAGCAUCAUUGCUUUUUUAAGCAUGAUUAAUGAUGAUGAUUUUCAUAGUAUUUCCCUACUAUGAAAAUGUAUGGCGUCCACCGCAUGCGUCUGUUACGGGGCGCUGGCAAGGAUGAGCUGGGAAGUACCGCCAUGUUUUUUCAUUGUCAGCGUCCUUAACACGCGUCAAUCGCUUCGGCCGUGAUCUACGGAAGCUUUAGAAAACAUGAAAGUCAAGCACGCACGGUGAAAUAGUUACUUACUGUAAGAUUUUGUAAACGCUUUUCAAUUUGCAACGUCACAUGGCGAUUCUUCUAUGAAUAAAGAAAGAAAGAAUGACAUUCGGACGCCAUAAAUGAUUUUAAUGACAGAGAAUCAGAAUGUAUAAUAGGUGAUCAGAGUUAGAAAUGACGUAAUGAUCUUUACAAGUUAAGAGUGCCUCUCCACCCAGGCAGUCGUCCUUUAAGGCCGUUCUACGCCAAAGCAACAUACAUUGAGGCAUAUGUCAUAGGGAUGUAUAUGUAAUAUUCCUAGUCUCAAUAUUGUCUCAGCAUAAAAUAAACUGCCGCGUGCUGCGCGGCAGAAAUGUUCUCUUUUGUAGCAUGCCGCUAUGUCGCAUGUUGUUGCUUUAGUGUAAAACUACCUUUAGACAGUAUAUUUUAACAUUUGUUUAAGAGAAUGCUUUAUAUGUUAAUAUUUCGCUGUGCAGGCUUGCCUCUUAAGGCGCGCACCACUUGCAACUUUUGUCUACAUACCUACAUCAUUUCGUCCGCAUAAAGUAUAUGAUUGUGCGUGAAAGUACGCACAAUCUGCGAGGCGAUUUCAAAGCUUUUUCUUAGAUUUGUGAGCGACAAAAGCUGCUGUGUGUGCGCGCCGUUAUAGUUCUCAAUUCGUUGAAUAAGGCUAUUGAAAUUAGUUCAAAAUAUAUACUGGAACAAUCAUCCACUCAUGUCGAAACAUACUAUUCUAGCAACGUACCGUAUGCGUCCAACUUAAGUGCGUAAUAAGAUAGUUUUAUAUUCCUUUAGCACACCAAAGCAUUCGCAUGCGAUACAUCGUCACGCGUUAGCAUAAAAGCAUUAAUCGUUUCUAGGUACCGCGUGCAAAAUGCGAAUGGGUCGGUGUCCUAAAGGCGCUAAACUUUAAGCCUGAAAUCUUAGAGCGCACUUUGAAUUUGCUUAUACUUAAGACACUGUUAAAACGAGACAGCGUUACCGCUGGCAUAAAUCUGUCUCUUUUUAACUGAUACUUAAGUCUAAGCAAAGUCAAAGUACACUCUAUAGAUUUCAACCUAAGUUGACAUCAACUGAAAAAGGUACUCGUUGAAUCGAGUAUUUUAAACUCAAAAUGUCCUAAUAGAAGCUAAGAUUAUAUAUUUAUAUGAAAAAAAAAGAUAAAUUAAUGAAUUUGGAAAGUAAUGUGACAAUUUCUGAAUUAUUUUUUAUCAUAAUGUAUUUAGAACUACGAAAUCUAAUUUAAUAAAGUCAUGAUUUCUUUUGAAAACAAGAAAAAAAUUAUGUCACAAAAUCAUUCAACAUUAAUGUUUAGAGUGUUUUAUCGUAAAGAAAUAGACGUAAAUGGAAUGGUCGUUUUAAAAGUAAUAGAUAAUAAUUUAUGUUUAGAGGACCAGUAUAUAUAAGAUUUUAUAUAUAAUUAUCUCAGGAGGGAUGGGUUUGGGAUGAACUUAAGUAAGUCUUUGCUUUUCACAUACCUAAUGAUUAAUUUUCCAUUUUGUACAAAAUCCAAUAAAUCAUUAGAAUAUGUACAUUUUACACAAUGAUAUAAAACAUUUUGUAAAUUGAAAAAUACUACUCUGUUUUACAUAUUUUUUUUAAAUAGUUAAAAAAGUGAUGUUUUCUCCUGAGCUUUCAGUCCCAAAAUAUGACAUUAAAAGCAUUUGCGGCGUGUCAAUGACCUAUUUUGUAAUGUAGAUAGGUGUAAAUAAAGUAUGAACAAAAUGUUCUGUCGGGCUCAUGCCCCGUGCCGUAUAUAUUGUGAUAUGGGGUUAUAAUAAAUAGGCAUAAUAUGUAUCGUUUGUUGUUACCAAAUGAAUAUACUAAAAUCCAC
Messenger RNA from Maniola jurtina (meadow brown), 6693 nucleotides. RefSeq names its product furin-like protease 2. Gene Ontology annotation, cellular component: trans-Golgi network; Golgi membrane. The transcript has 14 exons. Gene Ontology annotation, molecular function: serine-type endopeptidase activity. NCBI's taxonomy places the organism in Eukaryota, Metazoa, Arthropoda, Insecta, Lepidoptera, Nymphalidae. The record is from RefSeq and is a predicted model, not a curated record. Gene Ontology annotation, biological process: protein processing. The coding region runs from base 512 to 4411 and encodes 1299 amino acids.